UCCUACUUCCUUCCUCAACGCCCAAACACUUCUCUCCACUCACCUGCUGAAACAGUGAAUGCUCUCUCUCUUUCAAGCAAGAAAGACACACACACACACACACACUCUCUCAUCUGAGAUCCCUGGUGGUUCUCAUUUUCCCUCUCAUCUUCGUGAGCACCUGACGUUGAGGGAGUUUGUUCCCUCUCACUUCCAGAGGUCAAUAUUCCGGCUUACGGCGAUAGCUCCGUGCUGGCGGCCCAGCCGCUUUCCCGCUUCAGCCUGGGACGGAAGACCCUGCUGGGGGCCGGCACAGCCGUCAUGCUGCUCUUGGUGCUGGUGGUCCUCAUUCCUGUUCUGGUUCAUCUGGCGGGCAGCAGCGAAAAUGGAGGUCAGUACGAGAUGCUGGGCACUUGCCAAAUGGUCUGCGAUCCGUUCUUGGAAAAAACUGGCACUACAGCUGAUAUCGGUACGGGCACGGCUAUCACUAAUACGCAGUUGGAAGCUGAGGCGCUGACUGAUCAUAGCAUGGGACCCCCAUUGCCCACCUACGCACACGGACCGCAGGGCAAACCCGUCCGCCAAGGAAAACCAGGGCUACCAGGACCUCCGGGUCCUCUAGGACCCCCGGGACCACCUGGAGAGCCAGGUCCUCCAGGACCAAUGGGGCCACCGGGAAAUAAAAACCACACAGAGCGACCAGACAUCUUUGCUCUGGGUGGAAGUACAGCUACCGGAAUAGGGACAGCCGUCUAUACCAUGGGACCCCGCGUGGCCUUUUACGCAGGUCUGCGAAACCCACAGGAGGGCUACGAGGUUCUGAGGUUUGAUGACAUAGUUACAAACAUUGGGAAUAACUACGAUGGAUCAACUGGGAAAUUUGUCUGCAAGGUUCCAGGGACGUACUUCUUCACGUAUAACGUCCUCAUGAGAGGAGGAGAUGGAACCAGUAUGUGGGCAGAUCUCCUGAAAAACGGACAGGUGAGAGCCAGUGCCAUCGCUCAGGAUCAGGAUCAGAGUUAUGACUACGCCUCAAACACUGUCAUCCUGCACCUCGACCCCGGAGAUGAGAUCUUCAUCAAGCUGGACGGUGGGAAAGCGCACGGCGGGAACAGCAACAAGUACAGCACUUUCGCUGGCUUCAUUCUGUACAGUGACUAGAGGUCAAAAGGUCAUCGAAUUCAGUCUCAGUCUGUAGGUAAGAGAUGUUAGGGGGUCUUAACUGAUUUAGGUUAUAAAUCUGAUGUUUAUUAACACCCCUGACAUGUUUAGGUCAGGAACGAUUUCUUUUUUUUUCUUUGUCAUUUUUGUUUUACCUCUACGGUUUUCUUUGCUACAGGCUAUUUUCACCUGAAAUUCAACAGCUAUACACUCAUAAAACACAAGAUAAUUUGUUUAAAGAGUCAGAUGAUUCAUUAUGCAGCCUGAAGGGAAUGGUUUGUAUGUUUUGUUGUAGUAGACGUGGUUUUAAAGCCUGGAUCCAAAAACCUUCAACAGACACACAUGAAAUCAACAAGAAUGAGAGAGCCGGGCUUCAGGGUUUCAUCAAAGUCGUAAUUGAUCAAAAGCCCAGUCAAGUGAGUGCUGAUAUUUCAUUAUGAUGUUGUCUUUGUAUAUAUGAUCAAUCUGUGACUCUGCACUGCUGUUUAUCAAUGUCUCCGACUUUAUGUGAAGUGAAUGACCCUUAAUGAUACCCAUAAAAUCUUAAUGAGUGUAUGCACCUGGUUUUGACUGCUGUAAAUUACACCUUGUCCCUGAGAGUCUGUUGUAAAUCAUAGUAGUGCAUCUGUUUGUGAUUGCUGUGUGAAUCAUGUCACAUUCACACAGCAAUCACAAAUAAAGCUAAGCAUUCGUUUCAGCUUAUAGCUAAAGCUAAACCCGUUCACUGUUGUUUCUACCAAUGAAUUAUGAAGUAUGUGGCUAAUAUUACCAUUACAAAUAAAUCUUAUCCUACUAAAAGUUACUACUUAACAAUGGAUGGAGAUCCAUAAUACAUUGUAACUGUAACAGUGAUGCUGGUUUAUGAUGAUGACGACCACUAUCUAAAAUGAUGUCCUGUAUAUAUCGCGAUAGCCAUGACCUGUAAAAUGUGUCUAAAUAUCUAAAUGUAACAGCUUAUAGAUUUUUGCUUUUGCUAAUAA
Sinocyclocheilus anshuiensis is the source of this 2120-nucleotide messenger RNA. Its product is annotated as C1q-related factor-like. The coding region runs from base 301 to 1140 and encodes 279 amino acids. Gene Ontology annotation, molecular function: protein binding. The record is from RefSeq and is a predicted model, not a curated record. The transcript is spliced from 2 exons. NCBI's taxonomy places the organism in Eukaryota, Metazoa, Chordata, Actinopteri, Cypriniformes, Cyprinidae.